AUGAUUAGUCGAUUAAUUGAUUAGUUGGCUGAAAGUAAAUGAACUGUCAUAUUAAUAUGCUCUUUAAAAUGAUCAGAUAUUCUUCAAAACAUUCUGUCUUCCUUCCUAUAAUAAUUUGCCUUUUCUUUUAUGCUUUUUUUUGUUUUAAAAAUAUCUACAAUACUGUUUGUAAAGCAGUAAAACAGAUGUAAACACAACGACUGGCGAGUGACGUCUUUACGUCAUAUCCCGAGAACAGCUUUAGGUGCGCUUGUUUAAUAUAUCAUGCCAAACGCGCGGACGGAGUUUCCUCCUUUGAGCAGGUGUAUUCUAUUCACACUGCCGAAGCACCGCCAACUCGGGACACACAAGGUGAAGAAUUGAGCGACAGAUAUGAUUCCAGACAGUGAAGGCGGGAGGCUGAGAAGCAGAACUUUUAGUAUGAGCGCUGCUAGCUUUGUUUGUAGUGGGUACAAACAAUCAGCAACAAUAGCAAGACUGACAUGUAGAUACGUGACUCCAGUCCGCUCCGGAGUUAGUAAACAUCAUCUCAUUGAUAACAUUGCCUGCGUAGACUGUUGAUUCCUCGUCUGUUUUGAAGCUAACUCAGAGAGCAGUUUGUCUAAGUUGCUAAGCUAGCGUUUGAGCCUUAACGUCAACUUUUGGUCAUCUAACCUCCUGGGGUUUGCUGGUUUUGACUGGUUCAGUGGAAUGGAUACAAGGACACCUAAGGAAACUGAUGCUAGUCUUCCUUUCGAUGCACUUCAGCUCCUGGCCCCGCCUGUGCGUCUGGUGUCUGCAGCUCUCUGGAAGGUGCUGAAGCAGAGGGACGUGGUGCAGUAUGGGGUCGUGGAGGAAUUUGUGACAUCCGCCUGUGAGACGGUCCCCGGGCUGCUCACUGUGAGACACCAGGGAAAGCUGGCACUGGGGCUGAGAGGACGGCUGAUCUUGGAGCUGUGCCGUACACAGCCUGAUGCAAAGGUGAUUGAGCCUCACCUGAAAAGGAUCCGCGCUCCGGCUGCCUCUUCAUCCUCCUUAGCCGCAACUGUGAGGAAGGAUGUCAAAAUCAAGAGAACAGUCGAAAGUUUCCAUUCACUGAUCCACACACUGCUAACAGACGCAGCUGAGAGAGAACAGUUCUUCAAGGAGGAGUUUCCUGUGGAUUAUGGUCCAAGGUUUGACGAGGAGCUGGAGAAGCUGCUGUGGGAGUUUUUGAUUCGACUGGACCAGUUGCUUCCCGUUCCCAACCUAGCUCAGACUGUGUCGUGGCUCAGUGAUGCCCCCCCUGUCCUGGAGGAGUGUGCACGGUCAGCCACCCAGCCCCAGCUCCUGCAGAUUUUGCUUCAGCAUCAAACCUGUCUCGGUCAUCUCGAGCCAGCAGCAUCCCUCCCUCCAAACAUGGGAGACUCCAUCCUGGAUCUGCUUUCUCUGCCACCUUCCGGAAGAGCGCCUUCGAAUCAGCCAUCAGGAGCCAAAUCGUCUGCUGCAGAUCAGUCUGACUGCACACAGACAAGAGACAAAGCACCUUUUAUUAAACCUGUCAUCGGACUAAUAUCUAACGAAGACGUGCCAGUUAUGAUCUCUGCCAGCAAAAGGGUGCUGGGAGGUGGCGAACCAGCCAGCUCAAAAGAUGAAACCGACCCAAACGAGAGCUCACAAUUCACUGUGGUUAAACCGAGAGAAAAACCCAGUGAUGGUGGGGUGAACGAGGGCGAAGAGCAGCUGGAGGAGGAGAGGUAUGCCUCAAAAAGAAGCAGAGGAGUUAAACGCAAGCAGCCUGACAAAAGACAACGAGAAUCUGAUGAAGAGGAGGAGGAAGAAAAUGAAGUGUUAUACAUGACCAAAUUGGGGAAAAAGAGGAUAAGCAGUGUCAGGCAGAGCGACGAAGACGGAGCAGCAAGAAACGAUGAGUGUAGCAGAGCAGCCCUGGCAACCCGUAUGACCCAGCUGGGUCUCCACCUGCCCGACGAUCCGUCCCUCUGCUCCAUUUUUGCGUCUUGCCUGAGCAGCCAGCCCAGAGUUAUUAUCGAAAAACUGCCAGAGGCUUCUGCUGGAGCUGAGAGGCCUGGCAGAGGAGGAAAUUCCUUCCAUAAAAAACAGCAGAAUCAGAGGAGGAAGUCACCAGCCAAAGCUCCAACACAUAAAAACACAAGGAACCAACUUCAAAAGUCUGACUCUGACAUUUCUGGCUUGGAUGAUAAAGAAAAUCACCCUGUACCCCCGAGUAUAAGCAGCAGCUCUUCCUCUCAGCUACGGAGUAACACAGAGAUGUCGGCCCUUCCUGGAGACGGCGACGACUAUGUGGCUGAUUCGGAGGAUGAAGCAACAAAGAACUUCAAAGGCAGGCUGUUCAUGAAGCGCUACUACAAGACCAAACACGGCACAUAUGUUCCCACUCUGAGGGAGUUCUGGAAACCGGGGAUGACACGGCGGGACUUUCUGUCUGCUGGCACCAAACGCAGGUGAUGAAAUGGAUUUUCACUGCCAAGUUUAGUAAAUACCGGCGGACUUGGAUGGCGGCUGAGCUGGAUUUCUGCACCAGCUGCAUCGACUCAAAAGGCAAAUAUUAUUUGUAAUGCACCAGCAGCCGCUGUGGCUGAUUUUUAUUAAAAAUCAUUACUUAUAUUUGUCUUGAUUUAUGUUGUAACUGUAGCUGAAUCAGUUUAGCUUAAAAAGUGGUGAGUAAUCAUGGAAAACGCCCUGAAAUGGCACUGAUUGUCAUCGCCAUUAUCAAUGAAAUACAUUUUGUUUGUAAAUAAAGAUACAGUAUCUAUUAAUUUUUAAUCUUGCAAAUGUGUACCUUUUGUAAACAUUUUAAACUUGUAAUAUGUAAUAUACUCCAUUAAUAAAGGUUUUUGUUUUUGUUUUGUACAAGAAAAA
Lates calcarifer (barramundi perch) is the source of this 2859-nucleotide messenger RNA. It is a transcript of the gene tinf2, whose product is annotated as TERF1 (TRF1)-interacting nuclear factor 2. Gene Ontology annotation, biological process: telomere capping; regulation of telomere maintenance via telomere lengthening. Bases 691 to 2445 code for a protein of 584 amino acids. Gene Ontology annotation, cellular component: shelterin complex. Lineage: Eukaryota; Metazoa; Chordata; Actinopteri; Centropomidae. The record is from RefSeq and is a predicted model, not a curated record. Gene Ontology annotation, molecular function: telomeric repeat DNA binding. The transcript is spliced from 10 exons.